Messenger RNA from Prunus armeniaca (apricot), 1044 nucleotides. NCBI's taxonomy places the organism in Eukaryota, Viridiplantae, Streptophyta, Magnoliopsida, Rosales, Rosaceae. The record is from the annotation of a GenBank genome assembly.
AUGCAGCAAACAAACUUGGGGAGGGUGGCUUUGGUUACAGUCUACAAGGGUCUGUUAUCAGAUGGCACAGUAAUUGCAGUGAAGCAGCUCUCUUCGAAAUCAAAGCAAGGAAAUCGGGAAUUCGUGAAUGAAAUAGGCAUGAUUUCUGCCCUGCAACAUCCGAACCUUGUGAAGCUGUAUGGAUGUUGUGUUGAAGGGAACCAGAUGCUUUUAAUUUAUGAGUACAUGGAAAAUAACUGCGUAUCACGUGCUCUUUUUGGAAGCGACCCUGCUUGCAGAUUGAAACUGGGCUGGCCUACCAGGAAGAAGAUUUGCAUAGGUAUUGCCAGAGGUUUGGCCUAUCUCCAUGAAGAGUCGAUACUAAAGAUAGUGCAUCGCGAUAUCAAGACAAGCAAUGUGCUGCUUGACAAGGACUUUAAUGCUAAAAUUUCUGAUUUUGGCUUGGCAAAGCUUAAUGAAGAUGACAACACCCACAUCAGCACGCGGAUUGCUGGAACUGUUGGUUAUAUGGCUCCUGAGUAUGCAAUGCGUGGUUACUUAACUGACAAAGCAGAUGUUUAUAGCUUUGGAGUCGUCGCAUUGGAAAUCGUUAGCGGAAAGAGCAACACAAACUACAGGCCAAAGGAGGAGUUUGUCUACCUUCUUGACUGGGCUUAUGUGUUGCAAGAGAGAGGGAGUCUAUUGGAGUUGGUUGAUCCAGCCUUGGGUUCAGAAUAUUCAUCAGAGGAGACAAUGCUGAUGCUAAAUGUUGCUCUCAUGUGCACCAAUGCAUCUCCCACUCUUAGGCCUACAAUGCCUCAAGUAGUGAGCAUGCUUGAAGGCAGAACAGCAGUUCAAGACCUACUUUCUGAUCCCGGCUUUUCGGCCAUCAAUUCCAAUGUCAGGGCCAUUAGAAAUCACUUCUGGCAAAAUCCAAGUUGUACACAAAGCAUGUCAACCAACGGUCCAAGAACUGAUACCUCUGGUAAUUCAUACAUUGAAACAGAAGAGAGUGGCCGUCUUUUAAGAGUUAGUUCUGUAACUUCAGUUAAAUCUGAAGAGUAA